CAAUCUCACCGUGAGCGGUGGAAGUCUUCCAUAAGUGGUAGACGUCUUCCACGAUCGGUAGACGUCUUCCGUAAGCGGUAGACGUUAUUCCGGGCAACAGGUAGACGUCUUCCGGAAGCGGUAGACAUUACUCCGGGCAACGGUAGACGUCUUCCGGAAGCGGCGGACGUACAGUGCUUCUCCAUCUUGAGACUAGACGGUGACGAUGUCGGACAAAGCGGAGCUGAAGGCGGAGCUGGAGCGCAAGAAGCAGCGCCUGGCGCAGAUCCGCGAGGAGAAGAAGCGAAAGGAAGAGGAGCGCAAGAAGAAGGAGGUGGACGUCAAGAAGGAGCCAGCGCCCGAUGAGUCUGAUCUGGAGAAGAAGCGAAGGGAGACGGACGCCCUCCUGCAGAGCAUGGGGAUUCCCGCCGAUGCCCCGCUGACCUCGGUGCAGGACUCGCCGACGCUGUCCAAGGCGGUGAGCACGCCCAGCGAGACCGGCAGCCAGGAGUCCAUGGAGACGGUGGCCGCCGGAAGGACCCUGCAGUGGGACUCUGACCCCACGGUGUUACAGCUCCUCGCAGACUCUGAGUCAGGGCGGAGAGGCCACAAGCUGGGCCUGGCCAAGGUGACUCAGGUGGACUUCCCGCCGCGGGAGCUCGUCACCUAUGCCAAGGAGACGCAGACGCCAUUCCCCACCAGCCACCCCGCAGACGAGGAGGACGAGGAGGAGGAGGUGGCGGGGCAGAAACCCUCCUCGGAGCCCGAAGUGCUGGUGGAGCAGAAGGAGGAGGAGGAGGAGAAGAAUGCUGCCGCGCACGAGCUCACCGAGGAAGAGAAGCAGCAGAUCCUCGCCUCGCACGACUUCCUGGGCUUCUUCACGCGCAGCACGCGCAUCAUCGAGCGUGCGCUCGCUGAGGAGGGUGACAUCUUCUUCGACUACAGCGGCCGCGACGGCCUGGAGAAGGAGGGGGAGAUGCAGGCGGGCGUGAAGUUGUCCAUGCAGCGGCAGUUCUACGACGAGCACUGGUGCAAGCACCGCAUCGUCACCUGCAUGGACUGGUCCCCACAGUACCCGGAGCUCCUCGUGUCCUCGUACAGUAACAACGAGGCGGCGCCCAACGAGCCGGACGGCGUGGCGCUCGUGUGGAACAUGAAGUUCAAGAAGUCCACGCCCGAGUACAUCUUUCACUGCCAGUCGUCGGUGAUGUCCGCCUGCUUCGCGCGUUUCCACCCGAACCUGGUGGUGGGCGGCACCUACUCGGGACAGAUCGUGCUGUGGGACAACCGCUCCAACAAGCGCACGCCAGUGCAGCGCACGCCCCUCUCGGCCGCCGCACACACGCAUCCGGUUUACUGUGUCAACGUCCUGGGAACUCAAAAUGCUCACAACCUCAUCAGCGUCUCCACCGAUGGCAAGAUGUGCUCCUGGAAUCUUGACAUGCUCUCUCAGCCCCAGGACAGCAUGGAGUUGUCUCACAAGCAGUCCAAGGCGGUGGCCGUCACGUGCAUGGCCUUCCCGCUCGGCGACGUCAACAACUUCGUGGUGGGGAGCGAGGAGGGCUCGGUGUACACGGCGUCACGGCACGGCAGCAAGGCCGGCAUCUGCGAGAUGUUCGAGGGCCACCAGGGCCCCAUCACGGGCAUCGCCUGCCAUGCCGCCGUGGGGCCCGUUGACUUCUCCCACCUCUUCGCGACGUCGUCCUUCGACUGGACGGUCAAGUUGUGGAGCACCAAGAGCAACAAGCCGCUGUACUCGUUUGAGGACAACUCGGACUACGUGUACGACGUGGCGUGGUCACCCACGCACCCCGCGCUCUUCGCCUGCGUGGACGGCAUGGGCCGCCUGGACCUCUGGAACCUGAGCAACGACACAGAGGUGCCCACGGCGAGCGUGGUGCUUGACGGGGCGCCGGCGCUGAACCGCGUGCGCUGGGCCCAGUCGGGCCGCGAGGUGGCCGUCGGUGACGCAGAGGGGCGCUUGUGGAUCUACGACGUGGGAGAGCACGUGGCUGUGCCGCGGCCCGACGAGUGGACGUCCUUCGCCAAAACGCUCACGGAGCUGCAGGCGAACCGCGCCGACGCCGAGGAGGAGGCCGCCGCCAAGCUCACGGCCGCCCCCCUCUGAGAGCCGCCGCGCUCAACCGCGCCCCAUAGCGCUUAGGCUCCUCGACCCACCCGACGCUCAUCUACCCCGCGACUACCAUCGCCCGCCACUCGCCGACUACUACUACACUACCACGUCGUCGUCACCCCCCCCCCCCCCCCACUCGUCUCGCCACCAACCCACCGCGCAACGUUAAUCACGAGCCGGUUGGCUCGCCCCUCCCCGCGCAGCCACUCAACCCACAUCUCACUCCCUUCUCUGACCACCACUCUCCUACCCACACCAUCACUCCUCUCACUUCUUCGCUCCACCCACCCCACCCAACCCCACCACUCCCGUCUUCCCUUCCUGCACGCACCCCUGAGUCUUAGGACCGCUUUAUACGCGAUGCCGCAAUAGGCCGAUGUGAGCAAGCAGACCCCGAUGCGCUUAACCGACGGUGGCCAAAAAGCAAAGAAUUGCACGCAGGCAUUGUUGUCGCUUUGCGUCUACUGGGAAUAGAGGAUUGGGGGGGGGUUAGAGUCUCGCGCGGGUUAAGUUUGCAGUUAGGUUCACGGUUAAGUUUGGUGUUGUAGUUAGAGGGUGGGUUUGGGGCGAAGGGUUGGGGUCGGGGUUAAACAACCCCCACCAUAUCUGUCGCAGAACCAUCCGCCACACCACCACCAGCGAAACCGCGUGCGAUUCGAACGGAGUUCCAGCUAGACUGCCCGCUGUGUCUGCCGGGGUCACGGAAGAAGGGGUCAGCCUCUCCGUCCUAUCCGCUCCAAGCGGGGGGGUUGCUGCGAUAGGAUCCCUUUGCCGAUGCGGUGCGGCUGUUGAAUUUCAUGACGCUUGUUCCCUCAACGCUUGCGACUGAACCGCCUUUGCUUACGUCGCAACUUUGUUACCCCUCCGACGAUUACAGAGCACUUAAAGGGUUAUUCCUCGACGGUUCGCUCAACCGAAGCCGUCUCGUCGCUGCAGCUGUACAACAUGCGUUGCAUGCGCUGUCAGAAAAUGCCCCAAGUGUAUCCAGCAAACAUUUUACAGUGCACCGGUCUUGUGGGCAACAGCUCUUUGUUUAGACCUUUAAUUGCCGUUGUCAUCAAUUAUUGGUAUUUUAUAAAACAUUUGGUGUCAGGAAUUUUUACUUUCAAACGUAUUUAUAUAUAAAAAAAAAAUCGAGCAAGGGUGACGAUAUUGCGCAGCAGGCCAUCGGGGGGGGGGGGUUGGGGAGCCCCCCCCCCCCCCCCCCCCGAGGAUUCACGGAGUGGCUCCGGUGACGGACGUGGGUGGGACACCUCGCCCCCCCCACGCAUGGAGCCGGGCGACGAUGGGGUGAGGUGGCGGAUGGUGGCGGGGGGGGGGGCGGGGUUGCUACGUGCGACGCGCGGCCAUCGCGGUCGUUUUAGGCUUCGCUGCCGAGGGCGGUUCGUUCCUCUUAGCCCCCGCUAAAACUCACCGCCCCACCAUUCCCUCCGCGUCGUCACAGACGAGAGGAACCAGCGUCGGUCCGUCGGUCCUUCUGUGGCUACACGUGUGAAGCCUUGUAAAACAUUCGGCUUGCCGACGUGGUGGCGAUGGCCGCUCGGCCUGACGCGCACGCCACGAAUCUCCCUAACCCUCCAGUAGCAACCCCCGGGACCCCAGCCAGCCAGCCGAACCAAUGGGGCGCCCUCGCCGCUAUGGUCGGCACGUGGGACGGCUUGCGAUUGGCUGGGUGGACGGAGGUCGCCGGAGCUGAACCCCCCCCCCCCCCUCCCAAUGCAAGGUCGGGGGCUGGAUCGCAAUGAAGCAUCUGGACACCAGCAAAAAUACAGGAGGUAGGGAUCUCAGUUGUUGUGUAAUGAACUCUCUUAACUGGGUCCUUUGCAAGCUUCCACAGGGCAGGUUUUAAUGUGACGCACCCGUCCACACACGCACGCACAGCUGAUGUAUCGUAACUAGGUUUAUCGAUGGAUUAUCAGAAAUAAUGCAUGAUGGAAUUAAUAGGAAAAGAUGGGUUUGCAAAAGCGGCCCUUUGUGAAGUGUCGUGGAUAAGUGGUGUGUCUAUAAAAUACACCGUAGCUUUUUUAUUACCGUCUUUAAAACUUCAAAUUAAAACCUCAACAAAACAAACCUAGCAAGCCAGGCCUACAGGUGCUCCUAACAUAUGCAUGUAAACCACCCGCAGCAAAUGCAGAUACAAAUCCUACAACUUAGCGCUUGUGUGUCCGUAAGUCAUUUUCAGUCAUUGCGACGCAUGAAGACAACUGGUAUUAAGGCAUCAUCCGCCUUUGCUUGAAUUACGAAUCGUCAGAAAUGCUCGACCGGGUUGGUUAAAAAAAGAGUUUCCAGUAAGAACGGUGUUGAGAGUUCCGUAUGCGCGUGUGGUGCUGGUCGGGAUGUGUGUGUGUGUGUACGUUUAACUUCUUUCACACCGUACGUAGCCGACUGCACUGAUCGGAGGUGUGGGGGGCCAAGGACGACAAAAGAAACACAAAACGGCAGAACGAAAGGAAUGAGUUUUCCAUGGAGGGAGUGAGUUUUCAAUCGUUUGCGAGACCGCACGCUCGACGUCAAACUCGGUGGCGGAGCAAACGCGUGGAUCGCGGGAACAAGCGCCGAAUCAAGAGACGUGGCAGCCACGAUUUAAGAAAAGCUCGCGGAUGGGUGUUGGCGAGACACCACAGCUCGGGACGGCGACCGAUGGAUGAGAUGACACGGAGUGGCAGGCGAAGGAGAGGACGCCCAUCAGCGGAGAUGGAGCGACGGGAUUGGUUCCGUGCGCCGGCGUGAAGAUGGAUGGUGGCAGCACUGUACCGGGAGGGAUGACGUUUGGGAGGCCUUCAACAAGCAGUGGAUAGACCUUGUCUUGGCGAUGAUGAUGAUGAUGAAUGGUCAUGUUGGUGCACGCUUGUCUUCGGAGGCAGGGUUGGUGGAUCGCACGGAGAUAAUUGUGUGUAGGGAGACGCUCGCCCACAGGGCUACGUGCGGCUGACGGCUUUGCAGUGCAUGUCCCCUCGUGUUUAUGGGGAUUUUCUCCGUGAACUAGGAGCUGUAGCAAUUUGUUGAUCCAUCAUUACAGACCUUUUUUUCUGUCAGCGCGUGAUACAUGCAUCCAAUGACCCCGACGCGUUAGAGUACCAACGCGGUUUGUUUUUAUUUGUACGAGUUAACACGCGAUAUGUCCUCGUCACCUCUGCAGCCACUCGUGGGCCACUCCAUUCGCCGCAAUGUUACAAAAAAGUCGAUUCUGGAAUCCAAUCACGGGGGCUGGGGGGGCGUAGUUGAAUAGAAAUGUUACACCCCCCCCCCCGUCCAACUGGGCCAGUGGAGUUUCCUCCCGUACGCAACGGCGCUAAUUGACGGCACAAACUUUUCAACGUGGCAGGGGACCAGUGGUGGAAAUGGGCCAGAACGCCAUGGUAGCAGUGAAAAUCUGAACCCCGUGACUGCGUUCCGGAAGGAAUCGAGGAUUAAUUAUUUGACUCGCAGAUAGAUCCCCCCCCCCCUCCCCCCUCAAACUAACAAGAGAGACCCACAAGAGACCCACAGACACGCAUAAAUACCCACGGACAUACGCAGAGACCGACAGACACGCACAGAGACCCGCACACGGAGCGAAGCUCUUCACAUCUCGGGUACACUCCAGAUUUAGUGGGGGUGGGGUCGGGGGUCAUGUACGAGUCCCCCCGGUCAUUCCAUUUCCAGCCCUGGGCAGGACCCUCGUGCGAGACUCUCCCGUGAACGCCAGUGCCGUCACGGGGAUGGAUGAAUGGCACAAUGCAUUUGCUGCGCCAGGAUUCACUAAUUCCGUAGAGUUAUUUUGUUCUCCGUAUCGGAUGGUGUUCGUCGUUUCACGGGGAGUUGAGAGAGGCGAGUAGAGAGGCCAGCGGUUCGGUUUCCUGCUUUUAAACUGCGACACAAACCGAAACUGCUGGCCUUGCGCGCCCUGCCUUUAAAAAAAACAAAACUCAACUUUAACAGUAACGUUCCGUUGAAAGCGAUCCUUUUGCAUACUUCUCCAGGGAAUAUAUUACACGCUGGACCAACGGAAGGUCCGGCACGGGCCGUUUCCCGCCGUGCACGUGGGCCACGUUUCGCGUCCACGUGUGCGUCACGUGCACGUGACCCACGCGCGCGUCGCGUGGCCCACGCGCGCGUCACGUGACCCACGUGUCUUGCCGCCGCGUGCUUUUUGUGCGCCGCGUCGUUGGGGCUUUUUCCUGCUCACAAGCGUGCUUUAUGUCUUCUCCGAGCCUCAGUUUGCAGUCAUCUGUUAUUAUUAUUACAAAGGUUAAUCUGCUUUGUUAAUAAGGACUAAAGUCAUCUGGGAUCAGAACCCCUCUGCCAGUGCCCCACCCGCUUGCCAUUGAGAUGCUGAUUAUAAUAUUGACACAACUAUGUACGUUAUAAUAGCAAUUAAUGUAAUUAUUCACCGUUAUUUGUUAAUCUUACUGCUGGGUUAAGACAUUUCCCACGCCGUCAGUCAUGGGGGUUGUUUGACCGUACUUCACCACGCUGGUCAGUGCGGUUUGGUGAUGGGGGGUGGGGGGGCGAGACUGGUUCAGAUAUCAUUCGGUGCAACUGGUGUUGGCCGUGGCCGGGAGUCGAACUUGGAGAGCCAAGUUCGUCGUGGUGCGGUGUGCGAACAACACCCCCAUCGCCCCCCCCCCACCACCCCGUCCGCCAAAUCAUUUUGAGUAAGAUUCCCAAUAUCAAAUACGGUUUGGCAUGUACUAAACAAUAUAGCAUUUACACUACGAAAAACUUGGCACGCAGUUCGUCACAUUGGCCAUCAUUGUACAGUUGAAAAGUUUGACGCGAGCGUAAAAAAAUUCAAAUCGGCUUUGGUUGGCAACGUCCGAGUUAUUGUCUGCGUGACGUUUGCUCGCGAAUUGGCCAUGGAUGUAUUGAAUGUAGCAUUUUUGCAAUGAUGUUUAAGCAACCACAAUUGACGUUUUUUUUCUCCUCCGGUUUUUUGAUAUAAAACCUCAAAAAAAAUAUUUGUUGGGAAUUAUCGGCAAAUAAUGAUUGAUCCUUCCACAAUAAUACUCAAUAAAGGCAAGAGAAACUGAA
Petromyzon marinus (sea lamprey) is the source of this 7126-nucleotide messenger RNA. RefSeq names its product cytoplasmic dynein 1 intermediate chain 2-like. Gene Ontology annotation, molecular function: dynein heavy chain binding; dynein light chain binding. Gene Ontology annotation, biological process: transport along microtubule. Gene Ontology annotation, cellular component: cytoplasmic dynein complex. Lineage: Eukaryota; Metazoa; Chordata; Hyperoartia; Petromyzontiformes; Petromyzontidae. The record is from RefSeq and is a predicted model, not a curated record.